AUGCCUGAGGCAGCCCUGGAGCCUCUGCCAGCAGCCUGCGCCCCAGGUCGGGUGAAAUUGCGGGGGAACGCAGGCCAUCAUCCCAGAAGCGCAGGGGUCUCCCCGCUUUACCUGGGGCUGCCCGACAACGCGAACACCUUCAGGCACCUGAAGGGCAGAGCCCGCAGGAGAAGUUGCCCCGGGCCCUCCAGCAGCCUCCUGGGGGCGGGGGACCGGGGCCAGACGGAAGCUGCACCCCGUGGCCCCGCUGGAAGGCCAGCUGACUUCUCCCGUGGGCAGGAAGAGGCCGGCUCUUCCAAAGCCGCAUUUCAGAAAAAGGCAGGAGAGGCAGAAAGGUCUAAAGGCCAGGGACGGCAAAGGGCAUAA
Rangifer tarandus platyrhynchus (Svalbard reindeer) is the source of this 366-nucleotide messenger RNA. The record is from the annotation of a GenBank genome assembly. Lineage: Eukaryota; Metazoa; Chordata; Mammalia; Artiodactyla; Cervidae.